AGAGGGGGACGGGAAGCAAGGGUCGCGCGCAGGGACUGAAAGGAGGAAAAAAAACGGAUCGGGAGCGGAGCUCCGUGAUGUGUCUGAGGUGCUCCCGAACCCAAAAAACCACCGCAUAGAGAGGAUUAAAAGACACUCUUCUUCACAGAGUACACGCAAAUACCCGCGGUGGAGAGAGACUGAAGCCAGGAGAUUACCUCAGAGAAGGACCGAGCGAGCUUGCCGCGGCGGGGCUGGAAGCGGAGCACCAAUCCCGGAUGGCUAGGCGCGGCUGCCCUCGCACUCUCCCACCCUGACCCGGCGGAGACUCACAGGACUGCCGCGGAGCUCCGUGUGAGGACAGUUACACCGCGUUUCCUCCGCUCACUGGCGUUCAUACCCCGGCCUGUUUCCGCGGAAACGGGAAUUUUGGGAUCGAGCAUAAACAAACAGCCACUCUGGUGAGAGAGUGAUCAGACUCGAAGAGAAGUGAGUGUGCGGUAAUAACUGCGUGUUUACAGCCUGUUGGUGCUCCGUUAUUGCGGGUAUCACGGUGUUCUGACAUGGCUGUGUUAGACUGAAGGAUCCAGCGGCAUUAUGGGAUGUAGCAGGACUGUGCAGUGAUCCCGCUCAUUGAAAGGAAACAUUCAGUGUACAGGAGCGGGAAGAGCCAGACCUAAACACACACAAGCACACACACCCUCAUCCUUUCUGCAACCAUGCCCGUCUUCAACGGCCUGCUGAAGGUUCGGGUGUGUGAAGCAGUGGACCUGAAACCCACCCCGUGGGCAUUGCGUCACGCCGUGGGGAAGAGUGGCUCCUUCCUGUUGGAUCCAUACCUGGCCUUGAACCUGGACCAGACCCGACUGGGCCAGACCGCCACCAGAACCAAGACCAACAGUCCGGCCUGGCACCAGGAGUUCUGCACCGAGGUCCGAGAGGGACGCAGCCUGGAGCUGUCGGUGUUCCACGAUGCACCCAUUGGGUAUGAUGACUUCGUGGCCAACUGUACCAUCCAGCUGGAGGACCUGCUGCAGAACGGGACUCGGCACUAUGAAGACUGGAUCGACUUGGAGCCAGAGGGGAAGGUCUACGUGGUCAUUGAUCUGUCUGGAUCCACCACUGAGGCCUCGGGAACCAACGAGAAUGAGGAGAGGGUGUUCCGCGAGAGGAUCGGUCCUCGCCGGAGGCAAGGAGCCGUCCGAAGACGUGUCCACCAAGUCAACGGACACAAAUUUAUGGCUACCUACCUGAGACAGCCGACCUACUGCUCACAUUGCAGAGAUUUUAUCUGGGGUGUGCUGGGAAAGCAGGGAUACCAGUGUCAGGUGUGUACCUGCGUUGUCCACAAGCGCUGCCAUGAGCUUAUCAUCACCAAGUGUGCUGGGAUGAAGAAGCAGGAAGACACAGCUGAGGAGGUGGGUUCACAGCGGUUCAGUGUUAACAUGCCCCACAAGUUCAGUAUCCACAACUACAAGGUGCCUACCUUCUGCGACCACUGUGGCUCUCUGCUGUGGGGCCUCAUGAGGCAGGGCCUUCAGUGUAAAGUGUGUAAGAUGAAUGUGCACAGGCGCUGUGAGACCAAUGUAGCUCCUAAUUGUGGCGUGGACGCCCGAGGAAUCGCCAAGGUGCUGUCUGACCUGGGAGUCACACCUGACAAAAUCUCCAACACAGCACAGCGCAGGAGGAAGUUGACUCCAGGGCAGGACCCUCCGCAGUCUCCUCCUGAGCUCUCUCAGACGGAGGAGAACAGCUUCAGCCAGCCAGCUGUCCCCACCUCCCCCUCACAGCAGGGCUUGGCAGAGCUAGAACGCCUGCAGGACGCGCUGUCGCCCGACCAGCAGGGACCCCAAUACUCAUCUUCCUCCUCCUCCACCAACUCCUCCUCGUCCUCUUCCUCGGCGGCCAGGGAGAACGGACAGGGCCAGAGGAGGACCCUGAAGGACUUUAACUUUAUCAAAGUCCUCGGCAAAGGCAGCUUUGGCAAGGUGAUGUUGGCGGAGCUGAAGGGGACAGACGAGGUUUAUGCCGUCAAAGUUUUGAAGAAAGACGUAAUUCUUCAGGAUGACGACGUGGACUGCACCAUGACAGAGAAGCGCAUCCUGGCCCUCGCCCGCCGCCACCCCUACCUCACCCAGCUCUACUGCUGCUUCCAGACACGGGACCGUUUAUUCUUUGUGAUGGAGUAUGUGAACGGAGGAGACCUGAUGUUCCAGAUUCAGAGAUCCAGGAAGUUUGAUGAGCCUCGCUCCCGUUUUUAUGCUGCCGAAGUCACAUCGGCUUUAAUGUUUUUGCAUCGGAAUGGAGUCAUCUACAGGGACCUGAAGUUGGAUAACAUCCUCUUAGAUGCGGAGGGACACUGUAAGCUGGCAGACUUCGGUAUGUGCAAGGAGGGCAUCAUGAACGGAGUGACCACCACCACCUUCUGCGGUACACCUGACUACAUUGCCCCUGAGAUACUGCAGGAGCUUGAGUACGGAGCCUCCGUGGACUGGUGGGCUUUGGGGGUGCUGAUGUACGAGAUGAUGGCCGGGCAGCCGCCGUUCGAGGCCGAUAAUGAAGACGACUUGUUUGAGUCAAUUCUCCAUGAUGACGUCCUCUAUCCCGUGUGGCUCAGCAAGGAGGCAGUGUCCAUUCUUCGAGCGUUCAUGACAAAAAACCCAGCCAAGCGUCUGGGCUGUGUGGUGACCCAGGGCUGCGAGGAUGCCAUCAAGACCCACCCCUUCUUCAGGGAAAUCGACUGGGUUCUGCUGGAGCAGAGAAAAGUGAAACCGCCGUUCAAGCCCCGGAUUAAAACCAAGAGAGAUGUGAAUAACUUUGACCAGGACUUCACUAAGGAGGAACCUGUGCUGACGCCCACCGAUGAGGCCAUCAUCCGACAGAUCAACCAGGAGGAGUUCAAGGAGUUCUCCUACUGCGCCCCCGAGGAGACGCAGACCUAACACACACACACCUAUCAGACAACACUAACACCUGGCAUGCUUACACUCAGCAGAACCAGAACACACACUCUCUCGGUCAAUCUUUUCCUUUUGAAGCUCUUGGUUGUUACGUUUGGAGCAUUAUUUCCUUGCAUUGUGUCGUUCUUGUUGCCUGGGUUUUAUUAUGAAUAUGACUAUGAAAAUAAAUAUGAACACACACACACACCGCUCUCACACAAAUACACGUUGUCACUUUGCUCACUGUUUAGACAGAUGGAUACACUCACACCGCUUCUCUAACCAGCACCGAAUCACACACACAUGCACACACACACACACGGAGCGGCGGUGCGAAGGCUUGUACAUAGCCUGUGUCGAGUGGCUGUAUCGUGUCAGUAUCGUCUGCUAGUAAAGGGGGCGUCGUUGCGCAUGGACAAGCACCCUUCCUGUGUUAUUACUGUCCUUAUCGUGGACCAUUUAGGGCCAAACACCCUUUUGUGCAAUACCAUGACUAUCUAAAUAUUUUAUUGUUUGUUUGUUUUUUUCUUUAAAAAUGUAUUGUUCUGUUAGAUUUUGGGUGAAAUUGCGUUGACUAUCACACUCUCUGUCCUCUCGUCCUCUGUACAGUGCCUUGCAAAAGUAUUCACAGUUUUUAGGUGACAACCACAAACUUUGAUGUAGUUUAUUGGGGAUUUUGUGUGAUAGACCAAUACGUAGUAAGCGCUUCUUUGGUAAGUGGAAGGAAAUUGAUAAAUGAUUUUCAUCCAAUUUCUUUGUGCGUUUGCAUUCAGCAUCCCUAAGUCGAUAGCACCUUUCUAUGCAUUUACAGCUGCAGGUAACUUGGGGUGUGUCUCUAUCUGUUUUGCACGAGAGGCUGACAAUUUUGCCCAUUCUUCUUUGCAAAACAACUCAAGCUCAGUCAUAUUGGAAUGAACCUUAAUUUUUAAGUCUUACAAUAGAUUCUCAAUUGGUUUUAGGUUUGUACUUUAACUGGGCCAUUUGAAGACAUGAAUAAGAUUUGAUUUAAACAAUCUCAUUAUAGCUCAGGCUGUAUUUUUAGGGUCUUCUUGCUGCUGGAAGAGAACCCCCACCCCUGUGUAAAUUCUUUUGCAGCCUCAAAACAGUUUUCUUCCAGGAUAACACUGUUUUUCAUCCACGAAGCAUGAUGUUGCCAUUAUCAAGUUUCACUGUGGGGAUGGUGUGUUUAGGGUGACUUAGAGUAUAAGUCUUUCGCCACAAAUAGCGAAAAAACAUUUCAGUUUUGAACUGAUUUUUGUCCCUGCUAAAGGAAAGCAAACCGGCAGCUACCAACACCAUGUUUCAUGAUGGAGAUGCUGUCUUGCCACUCUGCCACAAAGACCAGAUUUGUGGGGCAUUGAACAGUGAGGUUAAAGUUCACAUAGGUGGACUCGAAUUACUAAUUUGCAAACUUUUAUUUUGAGAAUGAUAAAUAAUUUCCUUCCACUUCACAGUGAUUCUACUUUGUGUUGAUCCAUCACAUAAAAUCCCUUUGAAAUACUUUGAAAAUUGCUGUUGUGAAGAUAUGACAAGAUGUGGAAUCAAAAUGGGCAUGAAUGCUUUUUCAAGGCUCUGUAUGUACAGUGAAUGUUACAGGCUAUUGAACUAAUUAUGUGGAGCAGAGAGUUACAGGCGGCCCGUGUAGCAGUGAAAAACUCCGGUGUCCAGCUGUUUCAUCUGUCUGCCGGCCGGUGUGAAUGGGUUGGCCCAUUUCUUUUUUUGGUUUUUUUCCAAGUAUUGUGAAUGUACAUGUUUGUGCGCAUGAAUGUGAGAACUUUAGUCUCCUCCAUGUUGUGUGCAACUUUUUGUUUUCUGCAUUCCUGUAUCUAUAGCAACCACCAAUGUUUCACCCACCUUACUUUUCAGCAAUUCCUCUUUUCCUUGCUUCUCUGUCCCUCUGAGCCAAAAAACUGCUCUCACUCUUGCUUUAUUUUUUCAAAAUGGCUCUUCUUUCUUAUUGCUCUCUCUUUUUUAUUGUUACAUUAAUUAUUAUUAUUAUUAUUAUUGUAAAGUGUAUCUGGAAGAUAAGAACCUUUAUGUGUAAAACUAUAACUAUUCCAUUAUAGGUCUGUUUCAGCCGGUUGUAAGGAAACUUGGUGAACCAGCAGCUAAAUUACCUCUCACUUACUCACUGACUCUCUCCUUUGCCCCCCCUCCCUUUGCUGUAUCUCUCUCUUUCUCUGAACCACACAUGCACACAUAAAGAGGGACGGUUUGUCUCAUGUCUUGUACAGUGAUCUGAAGACGGGCCGGUUUGCUUGUCUGUGCAGUAGAGUCAGUGUGUAGUGACGCUUUGUGCACCCAGGGGUACGGCUGUUCCUGGUCACUCUUAUCUUUUACUCUGUGCCAAAAAUGUAGUGCAACAGCCGGGCUAGUCCCCGUCUGGUCUGAUUCCAAUAAAACACUGAGCUGUCUACAUCCA
Messenger RNA from Girardinichthys multiradiatus, 5340 nucleotides. It is a transcript of the gene prkcea, whose product is annotated as protein kinase C, epsilon a. The transcript has 15 exons. The coding region runs from base 699 to 2921 and encodes 740 amino acids. Gene Ontology annotation, molecular function: ATP binding; diacylglycerol-dependent serine/threonine kinase activity. Gene Ontology annotation, biological process: peptidyl-serine phosphorylation; intracellular signal transduction. NCBI's taxonomy places the organism in Eukaryota, Metazoa, Chordata, Actinopteri, Cyprinodontiformes, Goodeidae. The record is from RefSeq and is a predicted model, not a curated record.